AUGGCUAUUAUCAAGAAGGGAGCCCGUACCAAAACCGCUGCAGCUCCCGAAAAGAGAUCUGCAAGGAUCAAGAAGGCCUCGUUCGAUACAACGAAGAGGAAAGAAGUUGGUGUUUCUGAUUUAACGCUAUUAUCCACCAUUUCUGAUGAAGCAAUCAAUGAAAAUUUAAAGAAGAGAUUUAAAAACGGUGCCAUUUAUACCUAUAUCGGCCAUGUCUUAAUCAGUGUGAACCCUUUCAGAGAUCUUGGUAUCUAUACUGAUGCUGUUCUCGAAAGUUAUAGAGGUAAGAAUAGACUAGAAGCACCACCUCAUGUCUUCGCCAUCUCGGAAUCCAUGUACUACAACAUGAAAGCAUAUAAUGAAAAUCAGUGUGUUAUCAUUUCUGGUGAAUCUGGUGCAGGUAAGACUGAAGCCGCCAAGAGAAUUAUGCAGUAUAUUGCAGCUGCAUCUACUACUCAUACCGAAUCUAUCGGGAAGAUUAAGGAUAUGGUCUUGGCUACCAAUCCUCUACUGGAAUCCUUUGGUUGUGCAAAGACACUUCGGAAUAAUAACUCUUCGAGACAUGGUAAGUAUUUAGAAAUUCGUUUCAAUUCUUUAUUCGAACCAAUAGCAGGUAAUAUUACGAAUUAUCUUUUGGAAAAGCAAAGAGUCGUAGGCCAAAUUAAAAAUGAAAGAAAUUUCCACAUUUUUUACCAAUAUACCAAAGGUGCAACCGAAAACUACAGGCAACUAUUUGGUGUCCAAAGUCCAGAACAGUACGUUUAUACUUCAAGAGCUGGAUGUACAUCUGUGGAGGGUAUUGAUGAUACAAAGGAUUUCCAGGCGACAUUGGCGGCUAUGAGAGUGAUUGGUCUAUCACAGGAAGAACAGGAUGAGAUCUUUAGAGUAUUGGCCGCCAUUCUUUGGACUGGUAACAUUACUUUCAUGGAGAAUGAUGAAGGUAAUGCACAAGUGAGGGAUACGUCCGUGACAGAUUUUGUAGCAUACCUAUUACAAGUGGACUCACAACUGUUGGUUAAAUCCUUGGUAGAAAGAAUCAUGGAGACCAACCACGGUAUGAGGAGAGGUUCUGUUUACCAUGUUCCUUUAACCACUGUACAUGCUACUGCAGUUAAAGAUGCACUUGCUAAGGCACUUUACAAUAAUCUGUUUGAUUGGAUCGUGGAUAGGGUUAACCAAUCUUUACAGGCAUAUCCAGGUGCAGAGAAAUCUAUCGGUAUUCUCGAUAUUUAUGGGUUUGAAAUUUUUGAACAUAAUUCUUUUGAACAGAUUUGCAUCAAUUAUGUUAACGAGAAAUUACAACAAAUUUUCAUUCAAUUAACCUUGAAGCAAGAACAAGAAGAAUAUGCAAGAGAAAAGAUCCAAUGGACUCCUAUCAAGUAUUUUGAUAAUAAAGUGGUGUGUGAUUUGAUCGAAGGGAGAAGGCCUCCUGGUAUCUUUGCCAUGAUGAACGAUUCUGUCGCAACCGCCCAUGCAGACCCAAGUGCUGCCGAUCAAGCAUUUGCGGGUCGUCUAAGUAUGUUUGCAUCUAACCCACAUUUUGAGAUGAGAUCUUCCAAAUUCAUCAUUAAACACUAUGCUGGUGAUGUGACAUACGAUGUACAUGGUAUUACUGAUAAAAACAAGGACCAGUUGCAAAAGGACUUGGUUGAAUUGAUCGGAACCUCUGCAAACCCAUUUAUAAACAAUAUCUUCCCUGACACUACGGAUAAGACUUCAAAGAGAAGACCACCAACUGCAGGUGACAGAAUUAUCAAGAGUGCCAACGAAUUGGUUGACACUCUGUCAAAGGCCCAACCUUCCUACAUCAGAACCAUUAAACCUAAUCAAACGAAAUCUCCUCAGGAUUACGAUGAUCACCAAGUGUUACAUCAAGUAAAGUACUUAGGUUUACAGGAAAAUGUCCGGAUCAGAAGAGCUGGUUUCGCUUAUAGACAGGUGUUUGACAAAUUCGUGGAAAGAUUCUAUCUAUUAUCGCCUCGUUGUUCUUACGCAGGUGAGUACACGUGGGAGGGUGAUGUGCUCGAGGCAGUUGAUAUGAUUUUACAAGAUGCUGCUAUUCCUCAAAAAGAAUUCCAAUUGGGUGUGACCAGCGUGUUUAUCAAGACCCCUGAAACUUUGUUUGCAUUAGAAAAUAUGAGAGACAGAUUCUGGCAUAAUAUGGCAGCAAGAAUCCAACGUGCUUGGAGACGUUUCAACCAAAAGAGAGUGGACUCUGCUAUAAAAAUUCAAAGAGCUGUUAGGGAAAAAAGCAGCGGUAAUGAAUUUGAACAGUUCCGUGACCAAGGUCAUAAACUGCUAGGUGGUAGAAAGGAGAGAAGAACAAUGUCAUUAUUGGGUUACAGAGCAUUCAUGGGUGAUUACUUGUGCACUAAUGAGCGUAAAUCUAAAGGUGCUUAUAUUAAGAGACAAGCAGGUAUCAAGGAGAGAACGGUUUUUUCCAUGUAUGGUGAUAUGUUGCAUACUAAAUUUGGUCGUUCCGCGCAAAGGUUAAAGAAGACCUUUAUCUUGACUUCAAGACACUUUUACAUUAUAGGCCAAGUCAUGCAGCAGAAUACUUUAAGAUAUUCAGUGGACUAUCAGAUCGACAUAAGUAAUGUUCGUUCCGUAUCUUUGACCAAUUUACAAGAUAACUGGGUCGCCAUCAACCUACUAAAUGCCACCGAGCCCGAUCCUCUUAUCAACUGUAUUUUCAAGACUGAGUUAAUUACACAGAUGAAGAGACUCAACAGUAAUAUCCAUAUCAAGAUUGGACAAACCAUAGAGUACCGUAAAAAACCAAAGAAGAUUCACAUCGUUAGAUGUCAGGUGGAUGAUAGUGCGCCCUUGCGUGGUGAUAUCUACAAAUCUAGUACAGUCCUGGUACGUCGCGGUAAUCCAGCAAACUCUGUUUCCAACAAGAAACCAAAGAACGUUGGUGGAUUCACUAGAACAACGAUUAAGAAACGUAGGAGCGUGAAGAAGCCAGUACCACCUCCACCAGCUACCAGAACGGCCAAGAAAGCAGCUCCCCCACCACCAAAGCAAUUAAAUCCUGCUUCUCUAGCAGCUUCUGCUGCACAAACGGCUUAUCACCCUAGUAAUUUAGGUGCUAGCAAACCGGUACCACCCCCUGCACAACGUUCAAUGAAUUCUUCAGUUCCACGUCCUGCUCCACGUACUAUGCCUGUGCGUAAUGCACGUACAACUGCUCCACGUCAACCAGCGGCUCCAACUGCAGCAUAUCAGCCAGCGGCUCCAACUGCAGCAUAUCAGCCAGCGGCUCCAACUACAGCAUAUCAACCAGCGACAGUACCUCGUGCUACACCAAAUCCAGCAGAUACCGCACAAGCUCCUACCAGCAACCCAGUUCCCCAUGUUCAACAAUCUAAUGGAGCUGCACCACCACCACCUCCCCCACCUCCAAUGCCUAAAGCGGCACCUGCAGAACCUUUAUACGAGGCUGCUUACGAUUUCCCAAGUUCGGGUUCUCCAUCUGAGAUGCCGUUGUCUAAAGGUGAAGUUGUAUACAUCACUAGAAAUGAGCCAAGUGGUUGGUCACUUGCCAAGACAUUAGAUGGCUCUAGAGAAGGGUGGGUACCCACUGCUUACAUGACUGAACAUGCUGUUGGAAGCACAGUUUCAUCCACUACGACACAAGCAGCUUCGUCAACGCCUGUCGUGAAUCAUCAAUCUGGUCAAGAACCUACGCCGGAACCUUCUCCAGUUCAAAAGGAGCCUGUCGCCCAACAAUCAACUUUUAAUGACGGUCUCGCAUCUGCUCUUGCUGCUAGGGCCAACAAGAUGAGGGUAGAGAGUGAUGAGGAAGGCGCAGCUAACGAGGAAGAAGAAGAAGACGAUGACUGGUAA
Zygosaccharomyces rouxii is the source of this 3849-nucleotide messenger RNA. RefSeq names its product myosin 5 (gene MYO5). Gene Ontology annotation, biological process: vesicle transport along actin filament; endocytosis; actin filament organization. The transcript has a single exon. Bases 1 to 3849 code for a protein of 1282 amino acids. Gene Ontology annotation, cellular component: actin cortical patch; plasma membrane; microvillus. The record is from RefSeq and is a predicted model, not a curated record. Gene Ontology annotation, molecular function: actin filament binding; microfilament motor activity; ATP binding. NCBI's taxonomy places the organism in Eukaryota, Fungi, Ascomycota, Saccharomycetes, Saccharomycetales, Saccharomycetaceae.